Molecule: messenger RNA, 1154 nt
Organism: Spinacia oleracea (spinach)
Lineage: Eukaryota; Viridiplantae; Streptophyta; Magnoliopsida; Caryophyllales; Amaranthaceae
Exons: 2
Coding region: 36-917 (293 amino acids)
Source: RefSeq, a predicted model, not a curated record
CUAGCUAGAGUGCUGGUACCAGCUCUGGUCUGAACAUGGGUGUCUUUGUCCGUCCUGGGGAGUGGAUUGAGAAGACUCCGAUUUGCCUAUCCCCCAGGAAGAUGAAGUACUUUGAGGUUCCUCCUGGUGAGCCUGAUGAACCCUGGAACCCUAAAAUCGAUCUUCUUCGUGGUGAGUCGAUACUCACCGACGACUGCAAAGGGGGUGGUUGUAUGGGUUGGAGGGCUUUGAAGGAUCUGGCUACUCCUCGCGACAAUCCUGCUGCUGAGAUUGACGCGCCGGCUGCCCAACAUAUGAAUGAUAUGCUCAAGGCCUGCAACUCUGCUGUGGAGCUUGUGAAGCUGUACCUCUGCUACCAGGAGCAGAAUGAAGACCUUCAGAAAAGGCAGGCUGAUCUGGAGAAGCAGGUGAGUGACGCCAAGCAAGAUCUGGACCAAAAAACUUCUGAGCUGAAAAGGGUGAAGCAACGCAACGAAGAGUUGGAGAAUGUUGCGAACAAGCUGGAGGCAGAGGAGGCCAAGAACAAAGAGCUGUCUGAGAAGUUGCUGGAGGCGGAUGAGAAGGCCAAAGCUGCUUACAAAACCGGUGCUCGGGAUGGUGCCUUGCGAUUUUCUCGGUCCCAGACCUAUAGUAAGCGUAUCACGGAUAGUCAUAACGGUGGCUGGUUUGCUGCCCACCGUUGUGGCGUUCAUGGUAUUGGCCUUACCAAGGAGGACUGUGAGGAUAUUGAGUAUGCUUUCCUGGUGGAGGAAAAGCACAAGGUACCAACCGGUUUGGAGUCACAGAUCAUUCCGGAGGAGAUCAUUCAGAAUGCUGAUCCCUUGACUCUCCCUCCCAUUGAGCUGAAGGAAGAAGACUACCUGGAUCCUGCCCUGCUGUCUUCCAGUACCAACCAGACGGAUUAUCAACAAGUUUGAAGGUGCGGGCAGUCAUCACCGGUAUCAUCCUGUGGUUCAUCUGGCGUUGCUGCUUUUAAAGAUUAGUUUAUUUUUUUAGACGCACUUUUGGUAUCAGCUGUUUGUGGCACUUUUUGCCCUGGGAUAUUUUAUGUUUUGUUUUUGUAAACUUUACCUUGUGCCAUUUUUUAUCAGCUAACAAAUGUCAGUUUUGGUGUUGGCUGUCGAAUUUGCUUUAUUCAGAUGGUGUUGCUCUUA